UAUCUAUAAUAUUACAGUAUAUCACUAUCACACAAGUAAUCAGAUAGAAGAAAGUUUAGUGUUUAGAAUAUCAGCAUAUAUUUGUACAAUGAAAGGUCACACUCCACCAAAAGAAGAUCAAAAACCAUUGCUUGGAGCGGAGCAAACUGUUGACUUUCAGGAUGAAACAAUUCCCCCAAAUUCUCCAAUUACAAACUUGACAAACAAUUUUCAAAAUGACAGCUUUGAGUCUGAGAAAGCAGAAUCAAAUGAAAAACUUGAUCAGUUUUUUGAUAGUUAUAUUGACAGUACUUCUCAGGAAAAUACCAGAGAGUCACAUGUGUGUUCGGACUCUGUUUCAAAAUGUGGAGAUGAGCAGCAUUCAACAUCAGCACCAAAGAGUACACGGAUCAAUUCAUAUUUACCUGUUGCAAAUAACCAGAUUCCCGAAUCAUUGUUUCACCAACUUCAAAGUGACUCUUCAUCAUUGGCCACGCUUGUUACAGAGAAAAGGAUAUCAGAUUCUAGAAGAACUUUCUGCUUAUUUGUCUUAUUUGAUUUGAUUUUAACAUCAUUAUUAUGGCUGCUUAUGUGUGGGACCAGUGCCAAUGCUGAAUAUCCAUUUUUCGUAAUUGUUGGAAAACAGAUCAGUGAAUACACAGUUAAUGAUUCUUUAUUCGAUGUCGUGUGUCUUGCUUUUCUACGGUUCACACUCUUGGAGUUGAUGUAUGCAGUGUUGAGAAUUAAGCAUUGGUGGCCUGUGGCUCUCAGCACAUCUGUAACUGACAUUUUAUUAAUAUUAAAAAUAUUUCCUAUAUUUCAGGCUUCUGGUACAGCAACAUAUUUGAGUAGAGCUAUUCCGAUGACAAUAGUAAUUUUAUUGACAAAUUUUAUACUUUCGUGGAUCGAAGUCUGGUUAAUUGAUUUUAAAGUUCUUCCUGCGGAAGCAAAAUUAGCACAGAGAACUGUCAGGCAAUUUAUUCAAAAUCAACAGUCGUUAUCAUAUGGUGGCAAUGACGCAGAUCUUGGUGAACGUGCACCUUUAUUAAAUGGUCAUCAAAGGGGUUUCACUCCACCGCAAUCAUAUUAUACCGGAGCAACAUCUGACCAUUUGUCAUAUCAUUCAGUAUUAGAAUCUGAGUUCGAAAGACCCACAAGUAGAUUGGCUCAUCUACACAAGGCAAGGCCGAUAUCACGCGAAGAACAAAUUCAUAUUGAAAAGGGAAAAGGUGCAUUGAACCAGUUAUGGUGCAUGUUUAGGAAUGAAGAAAUUUGGAAACUCGAUAAAGAGCUGGAAAAUGGGGAUAAACUUUACACUGCUGAUAUCCCAAGUUACGGAAAAACAUUUAGAAUUGAUACAACUGUCUAUGGAGUUUCAGCUCAACAAAUAUUUCAGGAAAUCAUUCUGAAAGCAGAAACUAUGCCCACUUGGAAUAAAGCUGUUGAUGAUGUCAAGAUUCUUAGACGAAUUGGUGAACAAACAGCCAUAUCUCUUGAAGUAUCCAAACCCGCUGGAAAAGGAUUAAUUCAGAGUAGAGAUUUCAUAACGGUUAGACGAGUUGACAAAAUUGAAAAUAUGUACAUCAGUGCUGGUGUUUCAACUGAAUAUGAAAUCCCAGAGACUGGUAGAAUAAGGGGCGUUAAUGGACCAACAGGAUUUAUAGUCGAACCACUCAACGUUGGGUAUAAUUCUUGCAAGUUUACAUGGAUAUUGAAUACAAAUUUAAAAGGUUCAUUACCUCAGUAUCUUGUGAAUAGUAAUUUAGCAGCAACUAUGAUUACGUUUGUGUCUUCAAUGAAGGAAUUUCUUGGAGCUGAGUAAUUCGUACUUGCAACUGUACUAAAAGAAAAGUCGUGUUUGUGCAAGUCCUUUAAUAGGUGAUCAUGUGGACAAAACUACUUCAAUUUGGCAGAUUCUGUGUUAUGGAUUCUUGAAUUAUGUUUCUAACUAUUAUAUAGUUAUCUUAUCUAUGAUAUUAUCUGUAUGUACAUUGGACUCCUGACUCUGUGGAAGUUAUGAACGAAUAUUCAUGUCAGUGCCUCAUGACCAAAAUGGUGCUGAUCUCUCUUUUUUUUGUUUCGUAUUGUGCAAUGUCAAAAAAAUAUUGCUUCCUAUGUUCAAACUAUUGCACUACUGGUACUGUAUUUUCUAAGUUUACCAGACUCGCUGAGUAAUUUGAAAUACAUUAAAAA
This is a messenger RNA of Styela clava, 2172 nucleotides long. RefSeq names its product stAR-related lipid transfer protein 3-like. Gene Ontology annotation, cellular component: lysosomal membrane; late endosome membrane; endoplasmic reticulum-endosome membrane contact site. Gene Ontology annotation, molecular function: lipid binding. The record is from RefSeq and is a predicted model, not a curated record. Lineage: Eukaryota; Metazoa; Chordata; Ascidiacea; Stolidobranchia; Styelidae.